Messenger RNA from Parnassius apollo (apollo), 471 nucleotides. NCBI's taxonomy places the organism in Eukaryota, Metazoa, Arthropoda, Insecta, Lepidoptera, Papilionidae. The record is from the annotation of a GenBank genome assembly.
AUGCCUGGAAAUAGUAAAGGAAAACUUGAAAGGAGGAAGGUCAAACCUGGAUUUAUAGAAGAGAAACCUGAAAAAAAUAAAAGAUUAAAUUUCAAACAUGUUGACUUCAUUUCUGACGAAGAAGAAUUUACACUGACUUCUUCUUCAUGGGAAGGAUCAGACGAUACGGAGUCAGAUAUAUCCAAUAAUGAUAGAAGAGAGAAAAAACAGAAGAAAAAUAAAAACAGUAAAAGACAAGGCAAGGAGUCAAAAAAACGUAGCAGAAAAAUAAACAAGAAGAAAACUGACCACUUAGCUUCGAACAAAGAUGAAUCUGACUCAGAGCAACAGAAAAGGACUGAAGAAAACAAUAGAGAAAAUGAAUCUUAUGCAGAUUUUAGAAAAAGAACCAAACGAAUUAAUAAAGAUAAAGAAAGAUCAAAUUUAAGGAAAGCUGGAAGAGUAUGUCUCAAAAACUGGAAGAGUAGUUGA